Molecule: messenger RNA, 366 nt
Organism: Fibroporia radiculosa
Lineage: Eukaryota; Fungi; Basidiomycota; Agaricomycetes; Polyporales; Fibroporiaceae
Exons: 1
Coding region: 1-366 (121 amino acids)
Source: RefSeq, a predicted model, not a curated record
AUGAAACCUCAGCAGAAUGGAUCUCUGACUCAGAUGCCCAGCAUGAUUGUUGAAUCACCCUCUUUCCUACCACCUUGGAAAACAUCGACAACCGCAUCGUUACCAGCUGGACCGCUAGUGACGGUCGACUCGCCGCCCUUCCAGUCUGUAAUAAUUGAUUCGCCUUCAUUCCAACAUUCUACAGUCUUCCCCGCUACGUUUUCACCUGGCGCAAGCAGUGACCGCCCGAGCGCUCCUUCAGCUGAUCGCCCCCCGCUUGUCAUGGCUGCCGAGGUGAAAGAGUCGAAACCGGCUGCACAGGCAAACAGUAAAAGUGCCGGAGGACGAGAGAAGAGGGUUUCGAGGUUCAUGGCUGAGAGGAUGUAG